Pygocentrus nattereri (red-bellied piranha) is the source of this 12673-nucleotide messenger RNA. It is a transcript of the gene cntnap1, whose product is annotated as contactin associated protein 1. The transcript has 24 exons. The coding region runs from base 430 to 4365 and encodes 1311 amino acids. NCBI's taxonomy places the organism in Eukaryota, Metazoa, Chordata, Actinopteri, Characiformes, Serrasalmidae. The record is from RefSeq and is a predicted model, not a curated record.
GUGAGGGAAGUUUAUUCUGAAGGAAGCGAGGAAAGUUUCCUCAUUUGUCUCUCCUGCAUUCUCAGCCUCUCCUCUCCCACCCUGACCCCCUAAAGCCCGGCUGUUAAAGUGGGACGAAACAGCAGCUCGGAUGAGACUGAGUGACAGCUUUCACACCCCAGUACAAACACAAGGCUUUCUUUAAAACUUGCGUCGACAUCUAGAGCGGCUGUGCGCGCUCCCGCCGCAAGCGCAGACACGGAUGCGCGCCCCCGCGCCGGGAAGAGAGAUAGAGAGAGAGAGAGAGAGAGAGAGAGAGAUAAGGGAAGAGAGUUGGGGUUGCUGGCGGUAAAGUUAUCCGGGAAGGUGGCUCAGAAAAUGCCCGAGGAGAAAAAAGCAGAGGACCGCUGCUAAUCUGAUGCACUGGACAGCCCGCGUGCACCGCAAAGGAUGAAGAUGGGGAUCAUCAGCAGCAGCUUCAUCCUCUUCUUCCUCGCCCUCCAUCACUGCUCGUCACGGCCAUGUUUAGAUCCAUUGAUCUCUCCACUUUAUGCCUCCUCUUUCCUGGCCUCCUCCAGAUAUAAUUUCCUCUACUCCGCUCAUUUUGCAAAGCUCUAUGGCAGCAGUGGCUGGUCUCCCUCCCCUCGGGACAGACAGCCGUGGAUGCAGAUCGACCUGGGCCGGAAGUAUCGUAUUGUGGCCAUCGCCACUCAGGGGACUUUCAACUCCUACGACUGGGUCACCAAAUAUACACUCCUCUACGGAGACCGUCCUGAUGCAUGGACACCCUAUGUUAUGAGAGGCGGCAACAUGACAUUGCCUGGAAACUGGAAUUAUUACCAGGUGAAGAGGAAUGUGUUCCACUACGCCUUCACUGCCAAACACCUGCGCUUCCUGCCUAUGGGCUGGAACACAGAAAAUGGCGGCAAGAUUGGCGUCCGGCUGGAGGUGUAUGGCUGUCCCUACGACUCAUAUGUAAUGCAGUUAGAGGGGGACGAUAUGGUGGCUUAUUCCUUUCCCGGCGGGCGGAUGCGGACGCUACAGGACCACUACGCUCUGAACUUUAAGACACUGGAGAAAGAUGGGGUUCUGCUGUACAGUGAAGGCCUACAGGGAGACUCCAUCAUGCUGGAGCUGAAAACAGGGCGACUUUACCUGCAUAUUAGCCUGGGGAGCAGCACAGUUCAUAACACAAAUGGAAUGACCACAAUGAGAGUGGGGAACCUGCUGGACACUCAGCACUGGCACUAUGUCACCAUCAAACGCAAUGGCCGAGAGGUCAACUUCACCCUGGACAGCCAGACAGAGAGAGCCGUCCUCAACGGGGAGUUUAACUACUUGGAUUUGGACAAACAGAUAUAUGUGGGAGGGGUCAUAGAGAAAGACACGCCCCACCUCCCUGGUAAGAUUAAUUUCCGUGGCUGCAUGGAGAACGUCUUCAUCAAUGGAAUUAACAUCAUUUACAAGACCAAGUACCAAGAGCCUGAUGUACGGCUUGCUCCUAAAAAGAAAAAGAUGCACUACACGUGCCGUGACCUGCUUUGGCGACCCUUGAGCUUCGCAGGGCCCAACAACUAUCUGCAGGUGCCUGGAUUUUUUCGGAGGAAUCGCUUGGCGGUGAAAUUUAAGUUCCGCUCUUGGGAUUAUACAGGCUUGCUGAUGUUUACGAGGUUCGCGGAUGAGUUGGGCUCUCUGGAGCUGGGCCUAAGUGAAGGUCAGGUCAACAUCACAUUGACCCAGAGGGACAACAAAAGACUCCGCUUUGCUGCAGGGUACCGUUUGAAUGAUGGCUUCUGGCACACAGUGGACCUGGCUGCCAAAGACAACUUGUUGACCAUCACCAUCGAUGAAGACGAAAGCUCUCCUCUGAAGAUCACAAACCCGUUCCAGGUGAAGACUGGAGACCGCUACUUUUUUGGGGGCUGUCCUAAGACCAAUAACACGGCUCGUUGUGUGACCAAACUGGCCCGCUUCCACGGCUGCAUGCAGCAAAUCUUUAUUGAUGACGAGCCUGUGGACAUCGACGUGAUGCUGCAGAGAAAAUGGGGCAGAUACACUGAGCUGCUGCUGGGGACGUGUGCCAUCACUGACAGGUGUACUCCAAACCCAUGUGAGCAUGAGGGCAGGUGUAUUCAGUCCUGGAACGACUUCUUGUGCAUUUGCAACAGCACGGGCUACAAAGGGGAAGUCUGUCAUAACUCGGUCUAUAGAGAGUCGUGUGAAGCGUACAGACUGAAUGGAAAGUAUUGGUCAGGCAACUACACCAUAGACCCCGAUCUGAGCGGCCCGCUGAAGCCUUUCACUGUCUACUGCAAGAUGAAGAUGAAUAGGGCCUGGACAAUUAUUGAGCAUAACCGCAUUGACAGCACUAAGGUAACUGGCUCCAGUGUGGACCGACCUUAUAUAGGGGAUCUACAGUAUGUGAACGCUUCGUGGGAUGAAGUCACUGCUUUGGCCAACACGUCAUUAUAUUGUGAACAGUGGAUCGAGUUCUCAUGCUACAAGUCUCGCCUCCUAAACACGCCACAUGGAAGGCCUUACACAUACUGGAUUGGUCGUCAUAAUGAAAGUCAUGAUUACUGGGGUGGUUCUUUCCCUGAGAGCGGCAAAUGUGGCUGUGCCAUCAAUCAAACCUGCACUGACUCAAAGUUCUGGUGCAACUGUGAUGCAGACUACCGGCAGUGGUAUGCUGAUAAGGGCUAUGUGAUGUUCCGAGACCACUUGCCUGUGAGAAGAGUUGUCAUUGGUGACACAAAUCGUACUGGCUCAGAGGCUCACUUCAGCGUAGGUCCACUGCGCUGUUAUGGAGACCGAAGCAUCUGGAACACCAUUGCCAUCACUAAGCCCACCUACCUGACCUUCCCCACCUUCAGACCUGGCAACAGUGCUGACAUCACCUUCCACUUUAGGACUUACCGCACCAAUGGGGUCUUCCUGGAGAACUCUGAUGACCAUCUGCGUAACUUUAUCAGGAUCGAGCUGAACUCCACUACUGAGGUGAUAUUCAUCUUCAUGGUGGGUGAUGGGAUCAGAAACGUGACCCUGCGCACUCCAAAGGCUCUGAAUGAUAAUGAGUGGCACUACGUGGAGGCAGAAAUCAAUGCUAAAAUGGCACGACUCAAAGUGGACUUCUUCCCUCCAGCCAUACACAAGUUUCCUGGCCAGACUUACAUCAACAUGCAGUUUACCCAACCCCUGCUCGUAGGUGCUGCUAAUCACACCCUGCGGCCAUUCCUGGGCUGUCUGCGUGGCCUGCGGAUGAACGGGGUUCCUGUGGAUCUGGAAGGAAAAGUGGAUGAGCGGAACGGGAUCAGGAGGAACUGUACAGGAGCGUGUUUAAAUGCCUCAAUACCCUGCAGAAACGGAGGCCAGUGCAUCGACGGCUAUGCGUCAUACACCUGCGACUGCAACAACACAGCCUUUGACGGCUACUACUGCCACUUAGACAUUGGAGCGUACUUCGAUGUCGGGGCGUGGCUGCGCUAUGACAUUCGUAAAGAGCCUAUUCCGGAUGAUGCAUGGUGGGCUAACUUCUGGAUCGAGCCCCACUGGCACAACUUCACACUGGGCUACAACACCACCACUGAUGACAUCGAGUUCAGCUUCAGCACCCAGCAGACGCCAGCAGUCCUGCUCUACAUCAGCUCCUUCCACAAAGACUACAUCGCUGUUCUUCUCAAGAAAGAUGGCACUCUGUCUCUGAGGUACCGGCUGGGCUUGUUGACGCAUAAAUUUCAGCUGACCAACAGAAACCUGGCUGACGGCUUUCCUCACUUCGUCAACAUCACCAGACACAACUACACUGUGUGGACGCAGGUGGAUUACAUGGAGCCAUGGGUGGAGAGGUUAACUCUUGGGGAGAUUCCCAGAUUUGACUCUCCUAAGUCCAUUUUUCUUGGCAGAGUGAUGGAGGUUGGAGACAUUGAUUACGACAUUCAAAGGCACAACAGUCCCGGUCUAGUGGGCUGUAUUUCGGGGGUUCGCUACAACAUCUUUGCCCCAUUAAAGGCUUACUUCCGGCCCAAUGUAACCAAUCCACCUGUGACGACCCAGGGCUACGUUGUGGAGUCUAACUGUGGGGCAUUCCCGCCAGUCUUAGGCUACGUCCCCUGGGAGGAUGACCCGUGGUUCACCGGACUGUUCUUUUAUUAUAUUCAUGAUGACGUGACUCCACCCUGGAUGACAUUGAUCGUCACCGUGUCUCUGAUGCUGCUCUUCCUGAUCCUGUACGGCAUGUACAUUUACCUGUACAGGUAUAAGGGCAGUUACCACACAAACGAACCCAAAAAUCUGGAGUCCCCCAGUUCAGCACGGCCGCUGACCGAAACCCUGCGGAAGGAGAAGAAAAGUCUUCCGGAAAUACAGGAGGAGGCACCCAGCGAAUAACACGGAAUGAUAGAAAUGGGGAGGGGAGGGGGAGAGGGGAACAGGAGGAUGAGUGACAAAAAGAGAGAACAGGACGGGAUGAGUGUACAAAAUGAGCUAAGUUACUACUGCAGAGCGUGUCUAUAUUUUUCCUGUAUAUUUCCUCUAUUGUCUUUUUUAGCUCAACUUUGUUACCAUAUAUAAAGAAAAAAGUGAUGCACUGAAUUUACACAAUUUUAUAUCAGUUCUACAUGAAUAAAAUACAUAACAACUGCACAGUUAUUUCCAAAAGCAGUGAUGAAAAGUGAUAAAUAGAGUUAGGCCUUCAGUUUGGGUCAGUACUUAGCCCAAAAUGAGAACAACCUUUCCCUGCUAGCACCCCUAUGGGAUUUCUAAUAGUAUGUUAACACUAUGCCAAUGGUGGUGCACAUUUUUGGGCCGUUUAAGAUGAAAUCAGACAUUUAAAGCUUUAUAGAGACAUUCUCUUUAUUUGAAGCUUAUAGCAGACAUAUAUUUAACCUUGUAGCAAUUUUACAGGGAUUCUUCCAGUAAAGAUGAGUCCCUGAAAGGCCAUGAGGGUUCCCUAUUGGCCAAAAAAUAUAUAAACAGGAAAACAAAAUUGAAUCAAUAUUAUAUGUUUGAUUCAUGUAGAAACUGUAUACACAAGUGAAUUCAGAGCGGCACUUUCUUUCAGUGUAUUAUUGUUUUCUGUUCACUACAUACAGGCGUGAUUUGCGUGUAAUCUGUCAUCUGGUGCUUUUUUUGGCUGAGGGUUGAACAUUUGCAGGGUUUUGGGCCUGAAUGAAGGUGAUUUUUCUCUGAGAGUCUGUGUCCCACACUGCAUAGCAACGCUGGCCAGCUGAAGUGCCUCAGUAACUGUGCAGGAGUCACAGACCAAGAAGCACUUUGGAAAGGACCAUCAGCGUAACAUGACUUGGUACGUCGGCAGUGUUUGCAUUAAAUUGAAAAAGAAAAAAAAGGUCAGAUUUUGUCAAAGACACAGCACAAAAUGCACAACGAAGAAUAUAAGUAUUAGAAAACAGCCGUUUUGAAAAAUGUACAUGUUUACACUAAUUGUAUCUUCAGUAUUUCUGGUAAAAAACGAAGAGUUAGAUUAGCUAUUAUCUGAUAUAUCACUUCGUCAUAUCUGAUGGGAUGUAAGUAUACAUUUGUUAUAUUACUGCCUUCAUCUAUGACUAUUGCUUGCUGGUAGACCAGGACAAUGUAACAGCUCUGAAUGACUAAAGAAGGAACAUUAGCUUCGUUAAAUACUGGUAAUAUAGCAUAAAUAUACCUCCCCUUAUGGUUAUGGAGAAGAGCCAUACUGUGCUUGAUCAUGUACUGAGUAAUUAUUAAGACUAGAAGCAUACCAAACGCAAACUGUUUUGCCCAGCCAGAACACUGCAAGCACACGGUUGCAUUGUAUGUACUCAGCGUGUGUUCUCACACUACUAAGCCGGUUAUAAAGUUCAGUACUCAAGGGGGCAACAGAGUGCAUAUCUAAAUGUUCAAGAAUUAUCGAUCGGGUCUAAGCAUCUGUCCAAUACUGCUAAACAGUAAUGGCUAACAACAGUCUCCUGAUAGUGAUAUGAUACUGAGAUCAUGGUCCCACCACAAUGGGAUGUUUUGUUUAUCAUGUCCAAUCCGAGUAUCUGUAGGUUAUAGCGCCCCCUUGCUGCGCUGCUUAGAAAGCAGCUUGUGCUGGUUGCACAAAAACAUAUAUUUUGCUUAGCUUGAAGCAUUUGCCAACUUGCAUGAGGUAUGUUUCUGGUCUAAUCUUAUGACAUUCUAGGUUUUGUGCGAGGGAUGCAAAUAAUUCGCUAAUACUACCCUAUGAAAUGAAGACGAGCAAUGUACUGUAUGUUGUGUGUGGGUAUGCCUUGACUCAGGGUUGAAAACAGUUGUUUCCACAGCUGCUGAGAUUAAAGACGACAGUCCUGAUUCCUUUCACUGCCUCUACUCUAACACACCGAAUUUCAUUCAUGUGUUUUCAUAUUUACCAGCGUUUUUCAUACUGUAACCAUGGAAACCAACAUGGUGAAUGAAGUACUUCACUUGCAGCUCUCCAGUAUGUCAGUAGGGGGAGGCGCUGAGAGGAAUCAGCAGCAGACGUGAUUGUCUUUGAAUGCGUUUGUGUGUUUGAAUCAAGUCUGAUAUGCAUACGUGGUUUUCCUUCUGGGGUCUCUUCCUGCCCAAACACUAACCAGAGCUAAUGAGUCACAGUGAAGUGCUGGACUCUGUUAGGCGCUUAACACCAUUAACAGCCCCCUUCACACUCACACAGUAUUUUGUCUAAUCUUAUUUGAAAGAUUGUUGCAUUCAAGCCAUAUUUCAGUAUUCCCAGAGCUACUUCCUCCCGCUGUCUUAUGAGGGUCUUUAGCAUGCCAAGUGUGAACACAGAUGCUGGGGUUUCUAAUGUAAUCUCAUGAUUUGAGCUUCAGCUCCAGUGAUACAAAUUCACCCAAAACAGAUGUUACAAACAGUCAAAACCCUGUUGCUCUGUUAAAGUUGGCACAGAAGUGAGCACUCAUAGAGAUUUCACAUUCCAUGUAGCUGAAGUGAUGGCAGCUUUGAUUUAUUCAUUGUACACUCUCAAAAUAGAUGUGCCAGAAACAAUACUAACAACUGUGUUACUGUUAACACAAAAUGGGCUAAAACCAGUGAUGGGCUAAUUACUCAAAAAAAGAGUACCAUUACAAAUGACUAAUUACUUUAUCUAACAUCUCAUUACUUUUCUUCUACAACUCCAUUUCAAAAAAAGUUGGGACAGUGUAUGAAAUGCUAAUAAAAAACAGAGCAGUGAUUAGUACAUUUGGUUUGACCAGCAUUGAAUAGAAAAUGGUAUUAAAACAGACUAUUUUUUGUUUUACCUUCAGAGCUUUAUUGUUUGUAUUGCACCUUGGGAGCAUGUUUAGCACUGUGUUAUGAAACAGUAACACAACUGUGGAUACGACACAAACUAAUUCAGUUUUGAAAGCAUUUUUGCCAUUGUUCUGUUAUACGUAGUGCGACUGCCUGAAAAAGACACCUAAAAGGCAGGAUGUGUCGCUUCAAAAUGUGAACCCAGAGAAGUUGGCAGUGUUUCUGGCUUCCACAGUGCAUAGUACAGUCUUAACUAACAUUUACAGAUGCAGUGACAGACAGUGUUUAUUGACAGUGGUUUGGCAAAGCAUUCCUGAGCCCAUGUGAUGAUGUCCAUCACAGAAACAUGCAGUUGUAUAAUGUCUGAGGGGUAGAAGGCCAUGGGCAGUCACUUGUGGUCUUGAGCCUUGAAUUCCCUGCAUCUUUUGAUGAUAUGCCUUAUAGAGGCUAAAAUACCUUAAAUAAAGUGCUUGCAAUCCCUUGAUAAGGAACAUUAUUUUUAAACUGUUUUUGCUCAUGCAUUUUUUGGCAGUGGCAAGCCUGACCCGUCUUUGUUCAUAACGGGCUAGACCUUUCCUGAGUGCGUCUUUUAUAUCUGAGCAUGAUUGUAUCACCUGUUUAGAAUGUUUUUUGAACACUUCACAAUGUUCCUAGUCUUAAAUUUCCCCUGUCUCAACUUUUUUGGAAAAUGUCGCAGGCAUCAGUUUCAGAAUAAGUACAUACAAAAAACAACACAGUUAAUAAGAUAAUACAUUACAUGUCUUUGCAUUUGUUCAAAUACAGGUCAAAGUACUUGGUUAACUGUUUCUACUGUCAGUAUUCAAAUACUGAAAUCAGAAAACAUAUAGACAACACUGAUUUUACAUUUUAGCAGGUCUCUAAACUUUGAACAUUACACUAUGCUACUAUGAAACACGAGUGUCUGAAUGUAAGGACGUAGCGAAUGACACACUGUUAAGUGUGUGAAAUGAAAAUCUAGAGAAGUGCAGAUCUAUUGAUAACUGAUAUUAGCUACAUCCAGAAACAAUGAAAAGUCACAAACAGUCAUGUUGGCACAUCAUUACAGGACAUGACAAUAAGGCAUAAUGUGAACAGAUGACACAAGUUGUUAUUUGACACAUCAUUUUUGCGAGUGUAAGCAUUGCUUAUUUCAGCAUGGACCUUCUUUAUGUAUUACAUUUAUUUAAAAUAUCUAAAUAUUUCAGUAUUUGUCCACCUUUUCAGUCUAUGUAUAAUUAACUGACCUCUAAUGUAGAUUAAUCAAAGAGAUUAACAAUGCAGAUAUAGACUGAACAGGCUGGCAAACAAUUGAUUAAAUACACACUUAAUAUAAGCAUUACAGAUAUUUAAUGUUGCCAUUGUCUUAUUUAUAUGAAUCAGCACAGAUCUUACAAUUUUACGAGAAUUCUAAUAGAAAUGAGGCUCCAUGAAGAACAGAAACUGUUAUCCCAAUUUGUCAGGAAUAUUAAUAUCAUAACCUAGUGGGAUGAUAACCUUGUGGAAAAAUGUCUUUAAUCAACGCCUCCAUUAUUUGAUUCCCAAUCCCCUGUGAAGUAGCAGGAAAGCCAGUCUUACGGGUGCUUUACUGCUGAUUUAAAUGCAGAAUAAUCUCUGAUUUUAGUAUAAAAGUAAUACUUUGUGAUAUCUUGCUUGUUUUCCAUUUGUGUUUUAUUGUAUUUUAUUUAUUUUUAUUAUGUCAUCUAAUCUGUUUUAUCAGUUCACAAGAAACCCAUAUUGAGGUGCUUCUGUUUGAUUCUGGUCAUGAUGGCUCCAUGUGGGAGAACCACAAUGUAAAACUGUCUGUUUAGUGCUUUUUCUCAACGUCAGACUAAUUUUGUGUUUGCUGUAUAAAACCACAGUUGCUGCUGCUAACACUGCUUUCUAGCUGCUUUCAAUAACAAUCAUAACCAAAGUCUAGAGCAUCAUGAGUCAUCAUCAUGAAGUAUAACUAGGAGCAGUGCUUAAAAAAUAAUAAUAAUAGUAAUAAAGUCGUAGGAGACAUUUGCGGCCCUUUACAGCUAUGCAUCCUGCAUGACGACAGCACUUUCAUUAAAAUGCAAUAAUGAAGAAUAAUCGGCUGCUUCCAGUGCUAGUCCCAUCACCUCACACGUUCUGUGGUAUCUGUUGUGCUUCAGAUGUUUUAGUGAUGUGUGUAAAUGAAGAGUAGAUUUUUAUGAAUCUAAUUUAUAUAAAAUAAGCUAAAACAGACAAGUGGAGCUAUUUUGAUUAGUGUGUCUGUAGAGUGGGUUCUGAGCAGACGGAUGUUACACAUUUCCAUUCUUCCAGCCUCACACUCGUGACAUUAACCAGCUGUCUUCCUCUACAUGUCCUUAAACCUCUCUGUGUUUAUUCCUGCCUCCUCAAUCCCUUUGUUUCCUCUUUUUUGCCUCCUUUCACUCAGGAUCAAAUGUCAAUCAAAUGUACAGUUUAGAAUAAGAAACAGUGAAUUCUGUAGGAAUUAUUUCUGUGAGAAUGAUUUCUGUAGGAAGGAUUUCUAUAAAAAUGAUGUAAUGGGAAUUCUUUUUGUGGUAGUGAUUUGUAUGUAAAUUCUUUCUGUGGGAAUGUUUUCUGUAGAGAUGAUUUCCAUGGGAAUUAUUUCCAUAGGAAUGAUUUCUGUGGAAAUGAUUUCGUUGUGAAUUAUUUCUGUGGGAAUAAUUUCUAUGGGAAAGAUUUUUGUGGGAAUUAUUUCUAUGUGAAUGACUUCUGUGGGAAUGAUUUGUAUGUGAUCAUUUCUAAAAGUUUUCUGUAGAAAUGAUGGCUAUGGGAAGUCCUUCUGUGGGAAUGAUUUCUAUGGGAAUUAUUUCUAUAGGACAUCUUUCUGUGAGAAUGGUUUCUAUGGAAAUUAUUUCUAUGUGAAUUCCUUCUGUGGGAAUGAUUUCUGUGGGAAUUAUUUAUAUAGGACGUCUUUCUGUGGGAAGGAUUUUUAUGUUAAUUCUUUCUGUGGGACUGAUUUCUAUAGGAAUUAUUUCUAUAGGAAAUCUCUUUGUGGAAAUGAUUUCGAAUUUGGAAUUUGGUUCUCUGGGAAUGAUUUGCAAGGUUAUACUGUUAAACAAAAUGUGCCACAAAAGAUUCAAGUGAUGCCAUACAAGAACCACUUUUAGUUCCCUAAAGAACCAUGUUUGAAAAAAGGAGUGUGAACAACCUUUUAAAGUUUUGAAGAACCUUCACAUUCUAUAAAGGGUUUUUUUCUAGAACCUUCACAUUAUGAACCAUUAAAAAAACCUUAGGGAACCAAAAGUGGACAAGCUUUACAGAACAUUGCUAAAAAUCCAAUUCGAGUUAGUGAGCAACAACACAAUUACAUACCUGCAUUUUUAAAAGUAAAGAGUCCACAAAAAUGUUCUCUGCACAGUGCAAUGGAAGAACCAAUUUUGGUUCUUCCAAGAACCUUCUAAGAACCUUUCAGUGGAUGCCUUUGCCUUCUACACUGUAGAUAGGGAUUCAGUCCCGCACCUGGGCAAGCACCCUACCCUAUACCAACAAGAGUCCUUGGACAAGACUCCUAACACUACCUUUGCCUACCUGUGGGAAAAUGAUCAAACUGUAAGUUGCUCUGGAUAAGAGUGUCUGCCAGAUGCCAUAAUGUAAAUGUAAAUAGGGCAAGUAUCAGCACUCAUCAACGUCUGCCUGGAAAAUCAUGGCGAUGAUAAAAGAAGAAAGAACUCCAUGUAAAAUUUAUCCUGUACAGAUCGAGCUAUUGGUUGCUGAAAUUUUAAUAUGUUGGGAUUUUUGGACUGUAAAGCUUGUCCAAGCUAGCGAAAGUGCUAUGUAAGACUGCAUUUGUGGGCAGAGCAUGAAACGGUCAGCAAAAUAUCGCUGAGGUGAUGGUCCGUGUACAGCUUGGCUAAUCUCAGCUAACGAUGUGUGUUUUGAUUGAGGAGCUCGUAUGAUAUUUGUGUGUGCUGAGUAAUGUAAGAUUAUGUGUAGCAAAUGCUUGUGAAUGCUGAGUUUCUGUUAACUGGAAUGUAACCUCAACUGUAUUAGGUUAAAAGCUCUUAAACAGAAUGUUCUCCAGCUCUACCUUAAAGUUCACAUUAUCACAAAUCUUUGCUAGUUUCACUCUGUGCUGGUAGUAAAAACUUUUUCUUUUCAUAGAUUGACGUGAAUGUGCUGUGAAAUGUGAGGAGUAACUUUAUCACGUUUGCUGUCGUAACAAAACCUCACAUCUCUGAGAUGGUGGCUUUAGAGGAGAAGGUAAAAGCGUUCCUAUGCUAACAAUGCUAAUGUAUAUUUAGCCCCAAUGCCUUCUUAGGCUAAUAGUGCUGAUAUGUUAAUAAAACCAGAUUUAUUUUCAAGGAAUUUUGGCCCAUUUCUGUUGCUCCAUUCAUCUUGGAACAUUCACUUAAUAUAAAAGUCAGCUGGUGGUUUCAAAUAGUCUAAAACAGGCAUGUCAAACUGGGGGCCUUCCAGGCUAACAUGCUGUCAGAUUAGCGUUUACCCUCAUCUAACACUCUAAAUUCAGGUCAUGAAGGCCUUGCUUAAUGAAGCAGUGUCAUGAAAUCUGCAGUGCUUUGGCCCGUAAGGACUGGAGCCUGACACAUGUGGUCUAAAAUUAUGUAAAACAGAGUUAAGAAGUUCUGCUACGACAGUGAUGAUAUGUUAAAAGUCCUGCUUGGCCUGAGCAGUACAGGCCUUUGGUACACUGUAAACUCAGAAUAAUUCAAGUGCUGACUGAAUUAAAUGUAUUAUAACACAGUUAUUGCCAAGAGUGAACUGAAAGGCAGUGAUGGUGUUGAGCAAAUAUAUUAUAUAUUUUUUCAAAGCUCCAUUUUUUCUGUGUUACACUUUGUCACUUGGCUUCUAACGCUGUCCAGUCAUCAAAUCUGUGUGUGCAGUGUCACCAGUCUGGGGUGGACUUGGACACUGACAACCGCAAAGGCCAAACCACAUGUAUGUAGGGGCCUAGUUUAACAACUUUAACUGUAAGGGCCUUAAUGUGGUCCUAUUUACUUCCUCUCUCAUGAAAACUACCAGUUUCAGGGUAGUUAUUGAAUAAUAGGUCUACACCAUAAUGACUAAAUAUACUAAACGAAGUGCUGCAUUGUACAUACUUCAUUCAAAAUGUGUACAUUUGGUCAUUUCCACAUUAAUAAAAUAUAUUACAUCAGCACAGCUUUGCUGUCCCUUUGUCAGUAACUAAUAAUACUGUGUCAAAUCUUUUAUAUUCGUAUGAAAAUGAUGGACACAUUUCAACCAAGUAAAUUCAAUGCAGUUCGUUUUCAGUGUAAAUGCAGUUUAAUGGGUUAACACUCUUUAAUCAGACUAAUCCCUGUCAUCUCACCCGUCACAGCCUCGUUAGGGGGUAUUUAUUAUUUUGGCUUUGUGAUGGCAAAUUUAACACAACUGUAAUGUGGAAGUUUCCUGCUACUUUUAAUUGUUUUGUUUUGUGACACCUUCAUUGUAAGUACCAUGACUGUGUAGAAAGCAACACCAAACUGACACUUCAAUAAAAGAAGCUUGAAGGAAA